GCUCAGUCCAACGUGGUCCCUUCACCCGGGCUCUGCUCUUGCCUUCUCCACACUUGUUUGAUUUAUGAGGAAUCCAAGAUGAACCUGGAGCAGGAGAGGCCGUUUGUCUGCAGUGCUCCGGGCUGCUCCCAGCGCUUCCCAACAGAGGACCAUCUGAUGAUUCAUAGGCACAAGCAUGAAAUGACUUUGAAGUUUCCCUCAAUAAAAACAGACAAUAUGUUAUCAGAUCAGACCCCGACCCCAACGAGAUUCCUGAAGAACUGCGAGGAAGUGGGGCUCUUCAAUGAGCUGGACUGCUCCCUGGAGCACGAGUUCCGGAAGGCGCAGGAGGAGGAGAGCAGCAAGCGGAGCAUCUCGAUGCAUAAUGCAGUUGGCGGGGCCCUGGCGGGGCCCGGAGCUCACCAGCUCGGCAGCACCCGGAUGCCCAACCAUGACACCAGCGUCGUGAUUCAGCAAGCCAUGCCGUCACCGCAGUCCAGCUCGGUCAUCACACAAGCACCUUCCACCAACCGCCAGAUCGGGCCUGUCCCAGGCUCUCUAUCUUCUCUGCUACACAUCCACAACAGACAGAGACAGCCCAUGCCAGCCUCCAUGCCCGGGACCCUGCCCAACCCGACGAUGCCGGGGUCUUCCGCCGUCCUGAUGCCAAUGGAGAGACAGAUGUCCGUCAACUCCAACCUCCUGGGAAUGCAAGGCCCGACCCUCAGCAACCCCUGUGCUUCUCCGCAAGUCCAGCCGAUGCAUUCGGAAGCCAAAAUGAGGCUGAAGGCUGCGUUGACUCACCACCCUGCUGCCAUGCCCAACGGGAACAUGAACACCAUGGGACACAUGAUGGACAUGAUGGGCUCCCGGCAGGACCAGACGCCGCACCACCACAUGCACGCGCACCCGCAUCAGCACCAGACACUGCCGGCCCACCACCCCUACCCGCACCAGCACCAGCACCCAGCACACCACCCCCAUGCUCAGCCCCAUCACCAGCAGAACCACCCGCAUCAUCACUCCCACUCCCACCUCCAUGCACACCCAGCACACCACCAGACCUCGCCACACCCACCCCUGCACUCCGGCAACCAAGCACAGGUCUCACCAGCGACGCAACAGAUGCAGCCCACCCAGACAAUACAGCCGCCCCAACCCACCGGGGGGCGCCGGCGGAGGGUGGUGGACGAGGAUCCAGAUGAGAGGAGGCGGAAAUUUCUGGAACGGAACCGGGCAGCCGCCACCCGCUGCAGGCAGAAGAGGAAGGUCUGGGUGAUGUCCCUGGAAAAGAAAGCUGAAGAGCUCACCCAGACGAACAUGCAGCUUCAGAAUGAAGUGUCCAUGUUGAAAAACGAGGUGGCGCAGCUGAAACAGUUGUUGCUGACGCAUAAAGACUGCCCCAUAACAGCCAUGCAGAAAGAGUCGCAAGGAUAUCUAAGUCCGGAGAGUAGCCCGCCCGCGAGCCCCGCCCCCGCCUGCUCUCAGCAGCAGGUCAUCCAGCAUAACACCAUCACCACGUCCUCGGCGGUCAGCGAGGUGGUAGGAAGCUCCACCCUCAGCCAGCUCACCACUCACAGAACAGACCUGAACCCGAUCCUCUAAAAACCAGGGGUCGCACCUUGCCUCCAAGAAGAGCUGCCGCGUCCCGUGCGUCCUUUCUUUGAAGGGCAUUUUUAGAAUUAACUCAGACCUGGAAGACUCCUCAGUUCUUCGAAAGACUGGCUUUCAUUUUUAUAGUUAUUAUGGAAAUGUUGUCUUUUAUACUUAGUUAUAUAAGAAAAAAGGGAGUUAUGCAAUUAAUAUCUAUCAGCUUGGGAAAUGCUUUGGUGCUUUUCUCCAGUUCUCUGGUACCAGUUACUUGUUUGUAAACUGAACUCUUUCUGUAUAUAGCCAUGGUUUCAUGCUUAUCCGUCCGACCCUUUGCCUGAGACACUGAGUCUUGUUAAACUGCAGCUUGUAGCCAAACAAGGCAUACUUAGUGGUCAGCAGAAGCAAGGUCACUGGGUGAAAAGUGUGACGACAUCAUGACGCAUGUUGAGUCUGUGCUGUGAUGUCACCGGAAUCCCAGAUAAACACAGAGCCUCUCCACAACUCUGUUCCUCCUACUAUAAAAAAUGUUAAGGUCCACGUAUAUCCAAAUGAAAUCACCAGGCAUCUCCCCAACUCCUGCUCCUUGGGGUCCACUUCCUCAAGUGCCCAGUCCCCCUCUCCAUGUUCCCACUCUUUCCUGGGCUCCCUGUUUACGCUUCAUUUUUACCUUCUCUUUUAUAUCCCCCCCCUUUAGCAUUGCAUGUGAAGAGGAAAAUAAUAUUUAAAGAAAAAAUAAAAGCCAACCUCAGAAAUGUGG
This is a messenger RNA of Phyllostomus discolor (pale spear-nosed bat), 2329 nucleotides long. It is a transcript of the gene CREB5, whose product is annotated as cAMP responsive element binding protein 5. Lineage: Eukaryota; Metazoa; Chordata; Mammalia; Chiroptera; Phyllostomidae. The transcript is spliced from 11 exons. Gene Ontology annotation, biological process: regulation of transcription by RNA polymerase II. The record is from RefSeq and is a predicted model, not a curated record. The coding region runs from base 79 to 1584 and encodes 501 amino acids. Gene Ontology annotation, molecular function: cAMP response element binding; DNA-binding transcription factor activity, RNA polymerase II-specific.